This is a messenger RNA of Dermatophagoides pteronyssinus (European house dust mite), 1601 nucleotides long. RefSeq names its product CDP-diacylglycerol synthase (gene Cds). NCBI's taxonomy places the organism in Eukaryota, Metazoa, Arthropoda, Arachnida, Sarcoptiformes, Pyroglyphidae. The record is from RefSeq and is a predicted model, not a curated record. Gene Ontology annotation, cellular component: endoplasmic reticulum membrane. Gene Ontology annotation, molecular function: phosphatidate cytidylyltransferase activity.
AUUAUUCUUUGAUUCUUAAUCAUCAUUAAAUUCUGUUUAUUGAUUCUAUCUAGUUUUGUUUGUUAUUGGUUUCUUUCGUCAAACUAAAGUUCAGUGAUAUUGAUAUUUUGUUCUUUUUGUUUCUCCCUACAUUAAUGAUGAUGAUAAUUGAAAAAGAAAUGAUUUAUAAUCUGAUUGAUUGAUCGAUGAUCAGGAAUUAUCGUUAUGACAACAUUAAUUAAUCGUCAAAGUGGUGAUCGACCACCACCACCACCAGCACCAACACAAUCACAAUCACAAUCAUCACAACAACAACAAAAAUCACAUUCAAAUGUUAUACGAAAACCAAGUAUCGAUAAUGUUGAUUCAGAUGGUGAAGAUAAAUUAAUUGAUGAAUCAAAUAUUGAAGAUUUAGUUAAAGAAUUACCACAAUCAUCGGAUAAAACUGUACAAUUUUUGGAUAAUAUGUUGGCUGUAUUACCAAAUAGAUGGAGAAAUUAUAUUGUACGAUCAAUAUUUACAUUAUUGAUGGUAUUUGGUUUUGGUUUGGUUAUAUAUUGGGGACCAUUAGCAUUAAUGAUAUUGACACUUUGUAUUCAAGUAAAAUGUUUUCAAGAAAUUAUUGCAAUCGGUUAUUCAGUAUAUCGUGUACAUGGUUUACCAUGGUUUCGUUCAUUAUCAUGGUAUAUGUUAAUAACAUCAAAUUAUUUUUUCUAUGCUGAAAGUUUAGUUGAAUAUUUUGCUUUGGUUUUAAAACAACCAAAUAUUAUGCAACCUUUGAUAUCAUAUCAUCGUUUCAUUUCAUUUACAUUAUAUGUUAUAGGAUUUGUAUGGUUUGUACUUAGUUUAGUUAAACGAUAUUAUCUACGACAAUUCUCAUUGUUUGCUUGGACACAUGUUACAUUGUUGAUUGUUGUUACACAAUCAUAUUUAAUCAUACAGAAUAUGUUCGAAGGUUUAAUCUGGUUUAUUGUUCCAGUAUCAAUGAUUGUAAUCAAUGAUUCAAUGGCAUAUUUGUUUGGAUUCUUUUUUGGUAAAACACCAUUGAUUAAAUUAUCACCGAAAAAAACCUGGGAAGGUUUUAUUGGUGGUGUUAUAUCGACUGUUUUCUUGGGAAUGAUUAUAUCGUAUUUAUUGUGUAGUUAUCAAUUUUUUGUCUGUCCAAUCGAAUCAUAUGAUCCAAUCGAACGUAUAUUCAAAUGUACACCAUCAAAAUUAUUUCAAUUGACUGAAUAUUGUUUACCGGAAACAUUGCAAUUAAUUUUCAAAAUUUUUGGUUUACCACAAACCAUUUCGUUAUAUCCAUUCGUAUUACAUUCAUUGGCAUUAUCAUUGUUUAGUUCGAUUAUUGGACCGUUUGGUGGAUUUUUUGCUAGCGGUUUUAAACGAGCAUUCAAAAUUAAAGAUUUUGGUGAUGUUAUACCCGGUCAUGGCGGUCUAGUUGAUCGUUUUGAUUGUCAAUAUCUAAUGGCAUCAUUUGUUAAUGUUUAUAUCUAUAGCUUUGUACGGGCACCUAAUCCAACAAAAAUAUUACAUCUUAUUUAUCAAUUAAAACCUGAAGACCAAAUGAAUAUCUAUCAAAUGCUACAAGAACAUUUGAAUAUAACAAUUUAAACAAAAAA